GUUUAUUAUACUUACAAAUCCAUUAACUUUUUUGUAAACUAUUCAAACACCACUGAUAAAAACUUAAAACCUUACAAAUCAUAUUUCCUUCACCAUUUACACACUUAGUCAAAUUACCCCAUUUCAAUAUAACUAUACAUGUAAGAGCAUCUCUUGAAUGCUUCAAACACCCAAAAACCCCAAACGUUUUUACUGCACCCAGAUCCUAUUUGUAAAAAUCGUAACUAUUGAUUUGACCAAUUUCUUUGUUCUCGCUAUAAAACUUGUUUUUGUACUUUUCCAGGAUUGCAAUAUCAGACCCAAAAGGGAGAGAUUAUCUCCUCCCCGGGUACAUUGAAAUCACAGCUUCGGGGUCAUUGACUCUUGGAUUCUUAGCUGGACCGCAGAAUCCUUCAAGGUGGCUCAACUGGCAGUAGGCAUUCGCUGGUUGGGGCACCCUCUGUCAUAUCGGGUUCAACUGCCAUGUCAACAGGACUUACAAGCAAGUUCUUGUACGGUAAGUCUCCAUGUACAGUAAGUCUCAGAUACUUCACGUCCUGUCUGUUUACGACGAACUUCAUUACGCAUCAUUAGCAUUUCAUUGUAAUUGGCAGGGCCGGGUAGCCGCUGAAUCUGUUGGCAAUCCUCCUAGGACAUUUGGCUAAUCCAUUAACUUGCCACACCAUUUCUGAACCCUCUUUUACCUGGUUAUUUAUGAGACCGCUGGUCUGGACCAGCCCUUCCUGGUUUGGGUAGUUUCUACUCUUUCUGGAAAAUGUUGACUUACUUGUAAUAAACUUACCUACUCUUCUCAACUUGUACAGAUAGACCACUUCAUAAGCAGAUGUAGAGGAACGUCAAGUAGGAACAGAUCCCCAUAUACACCUAAUUCACUUACUAAAAUAUUCCAUUUUUACCCUUUCUCUGAAUUACAGUAUGCUUUGUAAUUACACAUAACAACUUUUCCUUUUUUAUCGUGAAAGUCUCCUGCCUUUCGUAGACUCACCUUGUUCCCGGAGAUCAAAAACCAGAGACCUAGCUAUUCUUUGUGAUGUACAAGCUAUCACAGCCUGGGGGGAGGGACCCCCUGUUCUCAGCUAACUGCUGCCUUCCAGCAAUAGCCCAGCACUUUUGCAGUUUUCUGCUUUUCUGGCGUUAGCAAGAUGUUUCAGGCCGUUCCAAUUUCCCCGUUCCCAAACACAGACUCAGCUACUUUGAAGGAACCCUGGCUACCACUAAUGAAAAAUACUAUUGAGAUCGAUAUUUGGGGGCUCAGGGUCCAUGCAGACGUGAUGGCCCUCAAUGGCCACGGAAAAAACAGAAUUCAGAAAAGACGUCGCUCCUGAGGUCCUAAUUUUGUUCAGUGAGACUGCUCAUAUCGUUCUAAUAUUACUAUCCCCUUUUCUUUUAUACAGUUUUAAAUGGAUUUUUCUCUAUGGUGUGCCUAUGUAGGUUUUUAACACUUCACUCAGCCUGUGAUUAUCCCUACCUCUGAUUUUAUCAUUGCCGUGUGCCUCGAGGCCCAUUAUUUUGAGGUCACCUGUGUAUAUCCUUUAUCAAAACCUGCUUCCAUGAAAGUGUCUUAUAAAAUCGUGUAUAUAUUCUUUUCGUGUAAAUGCCGAUUUGUCAUGCAGCUAUGAGAUAUAAUUAUAAAAAUUAUUGACACAAAUAUAUUCAAUUACAUAGGAUAUUUAUUAUAUAACUAGCAGCCAUUUCAUGUUGGUAAACCUAUCGACAUAAAUUCUUUCAUGUGCUAGCCUCGAGGGGCUGAUUGCCACCAAAGGGCCAGCUGGGAAGCUUGAUCUUCUCUGGGAACCAUUGUGGAAGUAGGAAGCCAUUAAUUAUAUAAUUCUGAGCAAUUUAUAUUUAAUUUUACCAGUAUUUCUUCAUUAAUUGGAAGGCAUUUUGAGGUAUUACUGGCAAAUGAAAAGAAUAAAGAUGUUUGCUGAUUGAAAAUAUGCAAAGCACUCAGCAGAGUGAUGGAUGAGCCAGGGGUGUAUUUGUCUCUCCAUUUGCAAAUCUGGUCCCAUAGAAAGGGACUCUCUGUUUCCAUAUGCCUGUGGCCAGGCCGGUUUUCAGUAACGAUAAGUGUUCAGUGAAUUUUCUUUGUAUAGAGGAGGAAGAAAAUGCCAUGGGAAUAAUAUAGAAAAUUGUAGCUGUCCAAAUAAUUAACUCAGGACCAUCACCCAUAAUCCACAGUUGUUUUUUUUUUUAAUUCGACUUUGUUAAUAUUCUGAGGCAAAUUUUAAAUUGCUUCAUUUCCAAAAUUCACUUUGGUUAUAACAUCCAGUAGCAAUCCAUCUGCUAAUCAAUAGCUAACAUUUAUUGCUGCUGCAAGAAAGCAACCCAGCACAAAACCAAUAUUGUAAGCAACCAGAACAACUCUAAUUUCCUGAUGGAAAUCGAUUCACAGCAAAAUAGUGAUUAUUAUAAAUAUUUAUAGUUCUAAACGGAAAAGCUCAUCAAUGCAGCUUUUUGGGCAGUUCAUUUCCAAAUGAAAUCUGUGAUGGGCUCCACCUAGCCAUCUGUUUGUGAUGUAGAAUGUGGUGGGUGUGUGGCAGGAACCCUAUGAUUACCUUGGACUUGGCUCUGUGGGAGGCAUGGUGGGUCGUUUGGACAAGUCUCUGAUGGUGAUGUGGUAAAAUGCGAAGAACACUGGGCGUGGAGAGACCCGUUCCACACCUGGGUCUUCACUGGCUGGCUGUGUCAUCUCAAAAAGCCACAUCACCUCUCUGAACAUUCCUUUUCUCAUCUAGAAAAGAACAAUAAUAGUAUCUGUCCAACUUAACCUCCUAGUUGUCAUGCCGAUGAAAUGAAACAAGAGGUUAAGGAGAUUUCUCUGAACAUGUCUCUAGUGGACUGCCCAAAUUUGGGGUCUUAUAAUGACUCUUUAUCCCCCAAGAACAGGAUUAAGGAGCAAGACACAAGUUUCCUGAGAAAUUUGAUGUCAUCCUAAAGCUCAAUGUCUGUGGGCAUUUUACUACUGAAACACAGGUGAUGAUGGGAACGAAUGGGUUCAUUUAGUACUACUACUGCGCAGUAGGACCUGGGAAACCAGCACGAGAAAGACCUAUGUGGUUUCUGUGCUCCUGGGCCAGCUCGUGGGCAGGGGGCUGUGUAAACACAUAAAUGCAACUUAGUGGGGAAUGGGGCAAGGUAAAUAGGAGCCAGAGCCAAGGGAACACACGGGCAUGAGUGUCAGGGCUGUCCAAAGACUAUCUCGAAUUGAGUAGCAAGAGUGGAGGUUGUUCCAGAAAAAAAGACUUGCAACAGGCAAAGAUAAGCUUUUCCGGGGAACCAUAAAAAUAAAUCAGUGUUUUCCAGAUAUCUCACCCGAGGUUCCCUUUUACAUUUUUCCCCUUGUCUCUGCAUAUGUACCCUUUUCUUGAAAGUUGACUAAUUCUUAAAAAUGUAAAGCAGUUGUGUUUAAAAAGAAAACUAUACUACCAAAAAUGAAAAACAUCAUUUGUUAUAAACAAAAGAUAGCCUUAAAAAUACAAGCAACACAAAACUCAUUAAUUUAUUCAAUACGUAACUGUCAGGCUCAUUUCUAGUUUCUGGGGCCAAAGGGGUGACCAAGACAGAUGGAGAUAAAUUCAGGUCAGGCGCUAACAGAUAACGGUGCAGAAAACAGAAAGGUACUUAGGAGGGUUACUUUGGAUGCGGUGGUGCGGGAGGGCCCCCUUGGAGAGGUCACUAGAACUGAGAUCUAAAGGAAGUGGCAGAGCGGAUCCCCUUCACAACAAAAACUGGAAACAAGGUCAUGACAUCUAAAGCAGACAGGCUGCCUGCAGAAAGAAGGCUGUGCGCCAGACUCAGGAAAAUGAGCGAGCGUUCUAGAGGCGUGCUCACACGCAUCUGAGACUUUCUGCAGGACAGUCAGGACGGAAGGCGCUUUCUCCACAUGGCUCCAGGCUGCUGAAUUCUGGCUGUACGAACCGGACUACAUCGAGCCGGAUGCCCCCAGCGGAGAGCAUCCCGCUUCGGGGAAACACAGCAACCCUCGAAAGGGAGGCAGGCUGUAAUCACCCCGACUGACAAAUUAGUAAACUGAGCCCAAGUAAAGUUAAAUCGCUGCCCCAAAUUAGUUAGUAAAGGGCAGAACUGGGACACGAACCCAGAAUUCUUGCACGUCUAGCCCAGUGGCUCCACGUCAGGUGAGUCCAAGGACGCGCAGGCAGGUAGAUCUGCUGGCUCCCGGCAAAAAUGGGAAGACUCCCAAUCCUGCGAUCCGGAUUCCAGGCCUCUCGUUAGCACCGUCCCAGGAGUGGCUCAAAAAGCGGAGCGCUGGAACCCGCGGAGCGGGACGCAAAGCGCGGCCGCCGGACCGGAACAUGCGCACUAGACCGCCCAGCAUAGACGCGCUCGGCGCUGGGGGAGGGUCAUCCGAGGCUGACGUACGCUACGCCGGCGUCAGCGCCCCGUGAAGAGGAGGGCGAAGACUCCAUCCGCCAUGUUGAAUGCCGCAGAUUCGCCAUAACCUCGCCGGCUCUUUUCUUAAAAAAAUAAAAAUAAAAAGCGAAGCAUCAGCGGGGCGCCUCGCCUUCGCGGUCGGCGCGGGAGGGAGCCCGGAAGAGCCCGAGGCUUUUUUUUCCUCCGCGGUGGGGGCGUUGCCAUGGAGACGCGGGCGGCAGAAAACACGGCCAUCUUCAUGUGCAAAUGUUGUAACCUUUUCUCACCUAGCCAGUCGGAGCUGCUGUCCCAUGUUUCUGAGAAGCACACAGAAGAAGGGGUUAAUGUUGAUGAAAUCAUCAUUCCCCUCAGACCUCUGAGUACUCCUGAGCCCACCAACCCAAGCAAAAGCGGAGAUGAGUUUUCGGUCAUGAAGAGGAAGAGAGGCAGGCCCAAGGGCUCCACAAAGAAGCCCAGCACCGAGGAGGAGCUGCUGGUAGAAAGUGCCGUGGGUCCGAGCGAGGACAGCCCACCGGCCCUUGAGGGCAGCGGCCUGGCUCCCAGCAGCUUGGAAUGCAGCAAGUGCUGUCGAAAGUUCUCCAACCCACGCCAGCUGAGGAAGCACAUCUGCAUCAUCGUGCUGAAUUUGGACGAGGAGGAGGGGGAAGCAGGUGAUGAAUCUGACCUUGAACUGGAAAGGAAGUACAAGGAAGAUGAUCGAGAAAAGACCCCAAGGAGGCCGCGGACACAGAGGACAGAGAAAGUCCAGAAGAUCCCGUCAGGAAAGGAGGCCGGGCAGAUUUCUGGAGUGAAGAAACCCAUCAUCAGUGUGGUUUUAACGGCCCAUGAAGCGAUUCCAGGUGCUACGAGGAUCGUUCCGGUGGAGGCCGGGCCCCCAGAGACAGGCACUGCCAACCCAGAGGCCACCCUGGCCGACCUGGCGCCUCGGAGAGGGUACCAGGAGUAUGCCAUUCAGCAGACACCAUAUGAGCAACCCAUGAAGUCCAGCAGGCUAGGGCCCACCCAGCUCAAGAUCUUCACUUGUGAGUACUGCAACAAAGUCUUCAAGUUCAAGCACUCGCUGCAGGCCCACCUGAGGAUCCACACCAAUGAGAAGCCCUACAAGUGCCCCCAGUGCAGCUACGCCAGUGCCAUCAAGGCCAACCUCAAUGUGCACCUGCGGAAGCACACCGGCGAAAAGUUCGCCUGCGACUACUGCUCUUUCACCUGCCUGAGCAAGGGCCACCUCAAGGUGCACAUCGAGCGCGUGCACAAGAAGAUCAAGCAGCACUGCCGCUUCUGCAAGAAGAAGUACUCAGACGUCAAGAACCUCAUCAAGCACAUCCGAGAUGUGCACGACCCCCAGGACAAGAAGGUCAAGGAGGCCCUGGAGGAGCUCUGCCUCAUGACCAGGGAGGGCAAGCGGCAGCUGCUUUACGAUUGCCACAUCUGCGAGCGCAAGUUCAAGAACGAGCUGGACCGUGACCGCCACAUGCUGGUGCAUGGGGAUAAGUGGCCCUUUGCCUGCGAGCUCUGUGGCCACGGGGCCACCAAGUACCAGGCGCUGGAGCUGCACGUCAGGAAGCACCCCUUCGUGUACGUCUGUGCCAUAUGCCUCAAGAAGUUCGUCAGCUCCAUCAGGCUGCGCGCCCACAUCCGCGAGGCGCACGGGGCUGUGCAGGAGACUGGGGUCUUCACCAGCUCCAUCAACCAGAGCUUCUGCCUCCUGGAGCCUGGCGGAGACAUCCAGCAGGAAGCCUUGGGGGGCCAGCUGCAGCUGGCAGAAGAAGAGUUUGUGUUCCAGGGGGUGAAUGCGCCCAAGGAGGCGGCCUGCUCCGGAGAUGCUCAGCCUGAGGAGGGACGGAAGGAGCUGGAGGUCUCUGUGGAAGAGCCUGCCUCACCUGUGCACUUAGCCACCCCCCAGGCCGAAAGCGCUUCCCUGCCACCCUGUGAGCUGGAAGCUGCUGUGGACUCUGCGGACCUUCAUUCGCACUCGGUGGUUUCCGAUGGGUUUUUGUUGAAGAACGAUACCUCCUCUGCUGAGGCUCAUGCUGCUCCUGAGGAGACCUUGGAUGCCCCACACAGAGCCUCCUCCCAGACUCAGGGCCAAGAAGUCACACCACUGCUGUCUGAGGCCAGAAGCACAGAAGCAAACCAGGACACGCAGGGUGCCGAGAGCCCCCCGGGGGUGGGGCAGGAAGUGGCUGCCCCCCCACCUGAGGGACCAGACCCUAGUAAGUGUCUCAGGUCAAACCCAGGUGAGGCCUCAGACCCUGCUCUGAUAGCGGGUGGAGGGGACCUGGCCCUGCCCCAGCCUGACUCUUGCAUGCCUGCCUCUGAGCACCGGGCAGGCAUCAGCGCGUUCAUGAAGAUCCUGGAUGGUUUACAGAAGAGACGGAUGAACACCGGUUUGUGUGAGAGGAUCCGGAAGGUGUACGGGGACCUGGAGUGUGAAUACUGUGGCAAACUUUUUUGGUACCAGGUGCACUUUGACAUGCACGUGCGCACCCACACGCGGGAACACCUGUACCAUUGCUCCCAGUGCCAUUAUUCCUCCAUCACCAAAAACUGCCUUAAGCGCCAUGUCGUUCAGAAACACAGUAACAUCUUGCUGAAGUGCCCCACCGAUGGCUGUGACUACAACACUCCAGAUAAAUAUAAGCUGCAGGCGCAUCUGAAAGUUCACACGGAGCUGGACAAAAGGAGUUAUUCUUGUCCAGUGUGUGAAAAGUCUUUUUCCGAAGACCGAUUGAUAAAGUCGCAUAUCAAGACCAACCAUCCUGAGGUGUCCAUGAGCACCAUUUCUGAGGUUCUCGGGAGGAGGGUUCAGCUGAAAGGUCUGAUUGGGAAGCGAGCCAUGAAGUGCCCGUACUGUGAUUUCUAUUUCAUGAAGAAUGGCUCCGACCUUCAGCGUCAUAUUUGGGCUCACGAAGGUGUGAAACCCUUCAAAUGUUCUUUGUGUGAGUAUGCAACUCGCAGCAAGAGUAACCUCAAGGCUCAUAUGAAUCGUCAUAGCACUGAGAAAACCCACCUAUGUGACAUGUGUGGCAAGAAAUUCAAAUCGAAAGGGACGUUGAAAAGUCACAAGCUCCUUCACACUGCUGAUGGGAAGCAGUUUAAGUGCACGGUGUGUGACUACACGGCGGCUCAGAAGCCCCAGCUGCUGCGGCACAUGGAGCAGCAUGCCUCCUUCAAGCCUUUCCGCUGUGCCCACUGCCACUACUCCUGUAACAUAUCCGGCUCUCUGAAGCGGCACUACAACAGGAAGCACCCCAAUGAGGAGUACGCCAACGUGGGCACCGGGGAGUUGGCGGCCGACGCGCUUAUCCAGCAAGGUGGUUUGAAGUGUCCUGUGUGCAGCUUCGUCUACGGCACCAAAUGGGAGUUCAACAGACACCUGAAGAACAAGCAUGGCCUGAAGUUGGUGGAAAACGAAGGAGAUUCCAAGUGGGAGCCAGUGGCGGAGACCCCCGAGGAGCCCUCCACCCAGUACGUGCACAUCACAGAAACUGAAGAGGACGUUCAGGGCACGCAGGCAGCCGUGGCUGCGCUCCAGGACCUGAGAUACACUUCGGAGAGUGGUGACCGUCUUGACCCCACGGCUGUGAACAUCCUCCAGCAGAUCAUCGAGCUGGGCACUGAGGCCCAUGAUGCCACUGCUGUGGCCUCCGUGGUUGCCAUGGCUCCAGGGACAGUGACUGUUGUGAAACAGGUAACGGACGAGGAGCCCAGCUCCAACCACACAGUCAUGAUCCAGGAGACCCUCCAGCAGGCCUCCGUAGAGCUGGCCGAGCAGCACCACCUGGUGGUGUCCUCUGACGACGUGGAGGGCAUCGAGACGGUGACUGUCUACACUCAGGGCGGGGAGGCUUCGGAGUUCAUCGUCUACGUGCAGGAGGCCAUGCAGCCCAUGGAGGAGCAGGCCAUGGGGCCACAGGCCCAGGAGCUCUAGAGGACACGCAACGUCAGGUGGGCGCCACGGGGCAGGCCCGCCAGGCUCUCUGCAGAAUGGCGCUCUCCGUGGCUCUCUCCUCUGCCAUUCCUGCCCAGGCAGCCACAUGGGGCUCCUAGUCCUACCUUGGGUGGGCAAGGCGAUUGGCAUCACCAGCAACACAGGACCCCACCUCCAGCACAAACGCAUAUACCCCCCUUACUCUGUAUCCUCUGCUUCCAGAAAGAUUUUGCAUCCACCUUCCACAUGGCCCAUACCGCAUCGCCCCUUUGCUUCAAGAUUCAUACAGGGACCCAGUCCCCAUCAGCAUCUGCCCCAAAUCACUCCCCCAACUCCUUGACCCCGUCCACGUGCUGAACCUUCCUCUGGGACCGCUCUGCAGCCUGAUGAAAGGGAGCCAGCCAGCACAGAGAAAGUGACCUUAUGGUUUUGAAUCACCUCUUGGGGGGUGGACGGGAGGGGGUCCUGGCUUUAUCUACAAGAUUCUACUCCCCACUCCUCCCCCCCGAAUCAAGGGCACUUGUUACCGGGUGCGGUAACCACAAUUGAUGACCCUCCCACUCCCAUGACAGGUGGGGUCUUAGCUUAUGUCUUAGAAUUCGUUUGCUUUUUAAAAAAAAAAAAAAUGCACUUUUUACUAUUCACCUCCCAUUCUGUGAGAUGUGGUGGGUAGAAUAAAAACAUUCUCUGCCUGA
Molecule: messenger RNA, 9018 nt
Organism: Zalophus californianus (California sea lion)
Lineage: Eukaryota; Metazoa; Chordata; Mammalia; Carnivora; Otariidae
Gene: ZFAT
Product: zinc finger and AT-hook domain containing
Exons: 16
Coding region: 4595-8323 (1242 amino acids)
Biological process (GO): regulation of DNA-templated transcription
Cellular component (GO): nucleus
Molecular function (GO): RNA polymerase II cis-regulatory region sequence-specific DNA binding; DNA-binding transcription factor activity, RNA polymerase II-specific
Source: RefSeq, a predicted model, not a curated record